Xyrichtys novacula (pearly razorfish) is the source of this 418-nucleotide messenger RNA. Lineage: Eukaryota; Metazoa; Chordata; Actinopteri; Labriformes; Labridae. The record is from the annotation of a GenBank genome assembly.
AUGGAAGGAGGUCGCGCCGCUGCUGUGGCUCCAUCCUACAUUGGACUGUCCAUCUUUAACCUUCUGUGCUGCUGUCUGCCAUUGGGGAUUGCUGCCCUUAUCUAUUCCUGCAAGGUGGGUGACUUUUAAACACGCAUCAAGCUUUAUACUUUUGAGAUGCCUUUAAAUCAAGUUGGGCUUUUUUCUUUUCCAACAUUGCACAUUUAUAAAUUCUCUUUUUUUCUGGCAAACUGGAUUGCAAUAUAAUGGUACCUAUUUUUGAAUUCUGAAGGCACAAGAGGCAAAUUCUCUGGGACAAACGUCUUUAGCCCAGGAUGCGUCCAGAACGGCAAAGAUACUGAACAUCGUCGGAAUUGUCUGUGGAAUACUUCUCAUCAUUAUUUUCAUCGCUGUCAACGCCAGCAGCUCCCCACAAUAA